AUGAGUAGUAAAUGCUUCUACUGCGAGCGAGUGUUUGUCAAUGGUGAUCGAAAAUCCAAGUAUAACAAUUUAGAAUAUCAUCAAGAAUGCUUUCGUUGUUCAACAUGUAAUCAACCAAUAAAACAAUCGUUCUAUAAUUUGGGUAACGACGAAUACCGCUGUUCCGACUGUCAAAAAAAGUUAGACGUUGUUAUAAAAUGUGCUCGAUGUUCACAAGAAAUUGAGGAUGGAUCAUAUAUUGAAUAUAAAGGUGAACCAGUCCAUGCGAAUUGUUUUGCAUGUUAUUCUUGCGAACAAUUAUUGGGCAAAAUGCUUUAUGUGGAACAUGAUGAUCAGCCGUAUUGUGUUCCCUGCCAUAUGGAACAGUUUGCUCAAGCUUGUGCAGUGUGUCAACGUUCGUUUCCACCGGGCACAUCAACGCGAAAAUUUGGUGAUCAGUAUUUUCAUAUUGAAUGUUUUCGAUGUUUUCAUUGUGGCAAAAUUAUCUUAACGAAAAAUUACGUCAUCAACGACGACCAACAACGUGUUUGUGACAUGUGCAGUUCAAUAUCAUAA
Adineta ricciae is the source of this 555-nucleotide messenger RNA. Lineage: Eukaryota; Metazoa; Rotifera; Eurotatoria; Adinetida; Adinetidae. The record is from the annotation of a GenBank genome assembly.